UCUGUCAGCUGCGUAGGUCGACAAGUUCACAGCAGUUGUGCUGUUCGAAUCAAACUGAUUUGAGCGCUUGUACAGUAGCUAUUAUAAGAAAGCGAUUAGGCUACUUUGGAUUACAAUAUGGCAGUUUACAAAUACCCCGUUUUCUUCGAGGUUCACAGUCUGGAUCCAGCACAGAAAGAGAAGAUAGAAAAGUACUUUCAGGUUCGCCGUAAAUCUGGUGGUGGAGACUGCGGACCGAUACACAAUGUUGGUGACAACGUUUACAAGAUCGCAUUUAUUGACCAGGGUACUUCAGAAACCUAAUCAUGUGUUGGAGAUGCCUGGAGGAUCUCUCUCCCUCACUCUGAGAGACAGCCUGGAGACUCCACCCACAACAACCUCCCCAGUCAGCAGUCAGAGUCACCAGUCCCUCCCAUUCCAUCCCUCCCUCCCUGUCCAGACAUCGCCACCUGGUGGCCUAGAGCAUGAACUCCAUCUAGACUCCUACCUCCUGAGAUACCUGAAGGAGAGCCCUGGGGCUGGAAGAGACCUGCAGCAGCAGCUGUCCUCUCUGGGCUGCUCUGUCCACCUCUACCCAGAGGAUGGGAGGGCAGUGGUCAAAGAUUCAGACCAUCCUGGGUUAUGUGGAGUCGGGGUUGGGGUGGAUCCAUGGAAGGUACAGGUAGAGAAACUGUUCAAACAUCUCCAGGAUCGGUACAAAUGCCACUAUGAGUUAGACCCACGUAAGCUCCAGACUCUGCUGCAGAGCAGUACCCUGGGUUCGGAGGAUGUGAGGGUUUACUGCGAGGCAGGGGAAGGGUUUGCAGUGGUGGUUGGGGAGGGGGCCAAGGUCCAGGCCAAGCUGAAGGAGCUGGAGGUCUUCCAGUCUCAGGGUCUGAGCUCCAUGAAGCAGGAGAAGAUCAGCACCACCUGUCAACUUGGACAGUCCAAGCUCAGUCUUCUAGGGAAAGUGAUAGAAAAGGAUCUAGGUGAGGCUGUUCCAGGGGUGAAGGUGACGCACAGUGAUUCAUCUCAGCUGGUGCUGGAGGGUUCAGCAAGGGAAGUCUGGACAGCCAGACAGUUGGUUACAGAUAAAAUCUCUCUGGUGCUGGAGCGGAUGGUGCCUGAGGUGUCCCUCCACCUCCUGUCCUUCCUGAGGGAGGAGUAUGGGAGGCCUGGGACCCUGAGCAGUCUGCUGGGGUUGGGACUCCAUGUGGAGGUAGAGCUGGGGGAUACAGAGCUCCGUCUGUUCUCCCUCUCCUCUGGGGAACUGGACCAGGCUGAGAGGGAUCUACUGGGGGAGUUUGGGGAGGAGAAGAUUGACGUGCCCAAAGGUGCCUUCCAGGCUGAACUGAAGUCCAAACUUGAGAAUAAGGUGAAGGAGAUGAACCAGAGCAGACGCAGGGUGGUAGCCAGGUUUGGUCCUGGGUGUAGAGUGCAGCUGCUGGGCCACCUGAAGCAGGUUCAGGAGCUGAGGGAGGAGAUUGGGGCCUUUCUGAGAAACCAGUCCAGUGUAAGAGUCUUGGGACGCCCUCAACAGAACCAUGAUGGCGCAGUCGAAUCAGGCGCCGGACCAAGACGUGAGGAGACGGUCACAGCCACCAGCUAUCGCCUCCAGGGGGGGCUGCAGGUAGUGGUUAGUCAGGGUGACAUCACCAAGGAACGGGCAGACGCACUGGUGAACGCAGCCAAUGAGGACCUUGAUCAUGCUGGGGGCGUGGCUGCAGCUCUGAGCCAGGCGGGGGGGCCUGAGGUACAGCAGGCCAGCAGGGAUCUGGUUAGGCAGAUAGGGAGAGUACCCACAGGUACAGUGGUAGAGACUACAGGAGGUAAGUUGCCUUGUAAGAUGCUGCUGCAUGCAGUGGGACCAGUAGGUGGCAGCGUCAGUGGAAAUGAGCGCCCUUUGCUGGAGAAGACAGUAAAGGCAGCCCUGGAUCUGGCAGAGACUAUGGAGCUCCAGACCCUGGCCAUGCCCUGCAUCAGCUCAGGGAUAUUCGGCGUUCCUCUGAAGGUGUGUUCUGAGGCCAUAGUCUCUGCAGUGAGGGACUUUGGGAGGAAACAGCACAUCCUUACCAAGGUCACUCUGAUUGAUUUGAGUGGAGAGGCAGUGAGAGCCAUGCAGGAGGCCUGUGAUAGGCUGUUACAGGGGAAGAGGGAGUUUCCUGGGUGGGAGGUAGAGUCCAGCACCACCACUACCACUACACAUGCUCCUCAGAGAGAUACCACUGCUGCCUCCGCCAGGGGAACAGCCACUCCAGAGGUCUGUGUCCAGGUGGAGAUCAUCCAGGGAACCAUAGAGAAACAGCAGGUGGAUGCCCUGGUGUCCCCCAUGGUUGGUAGUGACCCUCUCUCCUCCCGUGUUGGUAAUGUCUUGUCUGAGGCAGCUGGACCGGCGCUGAUGACAGCGUUUCUGAGGGAAUCAGGGGGACGGACUGCACCUGGUGACAACAUUCUGGUGGAGGGACUGUCUGGUCUCAGCUCUGGCCGUGUCUUCUUCCUCAGAUGUGCACACUGGGACAACAACCCCCAAGGACCAGCAGUACAGGCUCUGAGGCAGGGUGUGAGGAAAAUCCUGACCUCUUGUGAGAUCCGGGGCUUCUGUUCCAUUGCGUUCCCUGUAGUUGGAACUGGUGUGGUUCUGCAGUUCCCUCACAACGUGGCAACGCAGGUUCUGCUAGAAGAGAUCCAUAGGUAUGAACAGAACCGAGUUAGCAGAACCCCCUUCCUUGUCCGCAUUGUCGUCCAUCCCAAUGACAGAGAUUCUACCAAGGCUUUUCAGACUGCCCAGAAUGCUUUGCAUCUCACAGGGUUCGUAUUCGGCGCUCAACCAGCGCAAGACAUCAGGAUUGUGUUGCUGGGGAAAACCGGAGGAGGUAAAAGCAGUGCUGGAAACACCAUCUUCGACACAGAUUAUGUGUUCCUCUCAGACAGUUCCUCCAUCUCCGCAACACAGAUAUGUGAAGCUCAUACCAAGAACAUCAAAGGGAGAAACAUCACCGUGAUUGACACACCUGGAUUCUUUGACACUGACAUCCCUGAAGAGGAGCUGAAACCUAAAAUAGUUAAAUGUAUAACAGAGUGUGCUCCAGGGCCGCAUGCCUUUCUCAUCGUACUGAAAGUGGAACGGUACACAGUCYACGAGAACGAAGCCGURGYRAAAAUCGAGACUUAUUUUUCACCAGAGGCCUUCAAAUAUGCCACAGUCCUCUUCACUCAUGGUGACCAGCUCAAUGGUUUGACCAUUGAGAAGUUUGUCCAACAGAAUGCUGAACUGAACAAGCUUGUGGAGAAAUGUGGAGGCCGAUGUCACGUCAUCGACAACAAAUACUGGAACACCAAUCAGCAGGGUCAGUACAGCAACCAGUACCAAGUAGCAGAGUUACUCAACACCAUAGAGAAGAUGGUGAGAGAGAACGGAGGAGGGUUCUACACCAGUGAGAUGCUCCAAGAGGCAGAGAGAUUAAUACAAGCUGAGAUAGAGCGUCUUAGAGAGUUAAACAGCCAGAUGUCAGAGGAAGAGAUGGGAAAACAUGUUAAAGAAAGUGUGUGGAAGAAACUCCUGAUCAAAUUCUCAGGUAUACUGUACCAACAGGUGUAGUGCAGUGGCGGUCAGUGCCGUUUAAGAUGAGGGAGGACGAUUAUUUUUCAUGAGCAUUUCCUUAUUUCUAUUAGAGCAUAUUGGAUGACUGUCAUUCAUAUUCCAUUCACCCUGUUCAAUGUAACAGCGAUAGGUUUAGGCUACUA
Salvelinus sp. IW2-2015 is the source of this 3723-nucleotide messenger RNA. RefSeq names its product protein mono-ADP-ribosyltransferase PARP14. The record is from RefSeq and is a predicted model, not a curated record. Gene Ontology annotation, biological process: negative regulation of gene expression; protein poly-ADP-ribosylation. NCBI's taxonomy places the organism in Eukaryota, Metazoa, Chordata, Actinopteri, Salmoniformes, Salmonidae. Gene Ontology annotation, molecular function: transcription corepressor activity; NAD+-protein mono-ADP-ribosyltransferase activity; NAD+ poly-ADP-ribosyltransferase activity. Gene Ontology annotation, cellular component: nucleus; cytoplasm.